AUGACAUCGAAUGGUAUUCAGUUUUAUCGUGUACGUGGAACCCAUUAUGAAUGUGCUCGGCACAUUGGUAUUGCAUGCCGAGAACUAAUUAAAAAACGUAUCGAAGAUGAUCGAAUAUAUUUGACACCAAUGUUUAAUUUCAUUCAAACAACAGAUGGUCACAAACUGCAUCAAGGUUUCAUUGAAAUUAUUCGCAAGACAUUUCCCUGGUAUUGGGACGAAAUUUGUGGUCUUGCCGAUGGUUCCGAAAUUCCAUUGGAACAAAUACUUGUGCUCAAUUUUGAAAAUGAAACUCAAACGGCUUAUCGUCUUCAUGAGGCACAAAAAGUGAAUCAUCAACAAGAAGACGAAGAAACUGGUGCAAAAGGCUGCACUACUGUAUUAAUCAAUCGACUUGAUACAAAUACUCUUUCAUUAAUACAUAAUGAAGAUAAUACGGCCGGUCUCUAUGAGACUGGUUAUCUCAUCGAAGCUGAUAUUAAAUCGAGUCCAUAUGAUAAUGGUACUAGAUAUAGUCCAGACGAAAGAUUUAUUGCCUAUUGUUAUGCUGGCGUCAUUCCAGGUAUUGCAUUUGGUGCAAAUAAGCACGGCUUUGCUUAUGCUUUGAAUGCACUCUAUCCGAAUUUCGUCGGGCAAAAUCGUAUUCCAAGACUAAUAAUCAAUCGAGCUCUACUUUCAAUCGCAGAUGAGAAUCAAUUGGAUGAAUUAAUUCAUACAAUACCUAUUGCUUAUGCAUUUUGUAUCAAUGGUGCAUUCUUUCGUGUACGCAACAAAGACACAUGUCAUUUGAUCAACUAUGAACUAGGACCGAAAUUCAAUAGUGAGACAAAUUUUGUUAGCAAAUGUCUCAUUCUCAAUAAUGAACAAUAUCGUCAAUACCAAGAAGUAAAUGAUACAGUAUGUGUUGCUUUAAAUUAUCUUAAUCAUUUCAAUCACUAUGAACGAUCUGACGGAUCAAUUGUCGAACGAGAACCACUUUUAUGGAGUCGAAAUCGUGCUCUACGUGCACUUGAAAUCGGUGAAAUAUACACUGUCAAAGACGCUCUGUAUCUAUUGGGCGAUAGAGUGGACGAAAAGUUUCCGAUUUUCUUCAUAGGUGGAACAACCGAAAUUAAUUUGGCAACACUUUGCACAGCUCAUUUUAACUUUCAUACUCGUCAACUUAGCAUUUAUCGAAAUAACCCAAAAAAUAAUAGUGAACCACAGCUAGUAUACAAUCUUGAUGAUUUAUUGAACAAUGAAUUCAAUACCAACAUAUAA
Molecule: messenger RNA, 1260 nt
Organism: Rotaria sp. Silwood2
Lineage: Eukaryota; Metazoa; Rotifera; Eurotatoria; Philodinida; Philodinidae
Source: the annotation of a GenBank genome assembly